GUCAAAUUUGUUCAUGGAAGGAUCCAACACACUCCAGAGUCAACAAAAGAUGAGUUGCAGGAGAGCCCAGUUGAGAGUGUCUGUAAUGAAAAGGACUCAUUUGGACCUUCCCCCUUUAUCAAUGACGAACUAUGGUGAACUGAAUGUUCUGGAUGACAUUUUGACUGAUGCUCCUGACCAAGAUGAUGAGUUGUAUAACCCUGACAGCGAGCAAGAUAAAAGUGAGAAAAAGGGAUCGAAAAGAAAAACUGACAGGAUGGAAAAUGCUGAAAGCAAGAGACAAAAACCUUCUGUGCAUUCAUCGAGGCAGAUGCUUCCGAAGCCUCCCAGUUCGUCGGUUAGCAAUAACAAGAGAAUCGUGAGUAUGAAAGGAAAACCAGUGUCGGAAUACAAGAGUGAGGAGUAUCCGAGGUGUGACAGGAGCAAGCGCCCGGAUGGCGAUCGAAAGACGCGUGUGUCAAGCGGUUCCAGAGAACCUUACAAAGGACAACCCGAAAAAUCAUGCAUGAGGAAGAGGGAUAUUGACAGAAGGGCAAAGUCUUCUACGCCAGAUGGUUCAGAGAGGCUCAGGCAUGAUGUAGAUAGAAGACCAAGCAGAUCCAGCCAUUCUUCUAAAGAAGAGGUGAAUUCUGAGGAAUAUUGUUCAGAUCACGAGACUGGUAGUAGUGGCUCCUCUGAACAAGGCAAUACAGAGAAUGAGGAGGAAGGAAUGGAAGAAGAGGAAGAUGAUGAAGGGGAGGAGGACGAAGAGGUGGAAGAAGAUGGGGAAGAGGAUGAAGAAGAGUAUGAACAGGAUGAGAGAGAUCAGAAGGAAGGAAACGACUAUGACACACGAAGUGAAGCCAGCGAUUCUGACUCUGAAUCUGCCUCUUUUACAGAUGGGUCAGUCAGAUCUGGGUCUGGUUCAGAUGCAUCAGAUGAGAAAAAGAAGGAGAGGAAGAGAGCUCGUGGUAUCUCUCCGAUUGUUUUUGACAGAAGUGGAAGUUCUGCGUCAGAAUCGUAUGCAGACCAAACAAGUAAACUUAAAUACAUUCUCCAAGAUGCAAGAUUCUUUCUUAUCAAGAGUAACAACCAUGAAAACGUCUCACUUGCUAAAGCAAAGGGAGUAUGGUCAACACUUCCAGUGAAUGAAAAGAAGCUUAAUGCUGCGUUUAGAUCAGCAAGGAGUGUUAUUUUGAUAUUUUCUGUAAGAGAGAGUGGCAAAUUCCAAGGAUUUGCAAGACUAUCUUCAGAGUCCCAUCAUGGAGGAUCACCUAUACACUGGGUGCUGCCUGCAGGAAUGAAUGCAAAAAUGUUGGGAGGUGUCUUUAAAAUUGACUGGAUUUGCAGGCGUGAAUUGCCGUUCACUAAGUCUGCUCACCUGACCAAUCCUUGGAACGAACAUAAGCCAGUAAAGAUUGGACGCGAUGGACAGCUUUGUACCUACAGAAGAUUUGGAAUCUCUUUAAAUCAGUCCUUACUUAUGGUAGAGAACUGUGACAAAGGCACUCGCCUUAUUCCUAAUGUUGGUGCAGAAGAAGGAACCAGCAAACAAUACGGUGCCAAUCCUGGUGUCAUCUUCAUGAUAAACAGCGUUUGA
Tauraco erythrolophus (red-crested turaco) is the source of this 1579-nucleotide messenger RNA. Lineage: Eukaryota; Metazoa; Chordata; Aves; Musophagiformes; Musophagidae. The record is from RefSeq and is a predicted model, not a curated record.